AUGAAUGCUUGUGCCUCGAAUGGACCGUGUCAGAAUGGCGCUAUGUGUUUGCCUGUACAAGGUGCACCAUACCAAACCUGCAGUUGUCCGGAGGGCUUCACUGGAACCAACUGCGAAACCAAUUUGUGCAUGCCAAACCCAUGUAACACUGGAUCCUGCGGUCCUGCUUCUAACGCAAACGGAUACAACUGCACUUGUACCGGCAACUAUUUUGGCGUUAACUGCGAAUCUAACUUGUGCUUGAAUAACCCCUGCAAUACGAAUGACACGGAUGCAAACUGCACCUAUCCUGAUCCAGCCAAUGUUCAGACAAGGCUCUGUGUAUGCAAUGCUUCCGCUGGAUUCCAUGGAGAGCUAUGUGAACUCAAUGUGUGCCAGCCGGAUCCCUGUAAUGGUGGCUCAUGUUCCAACAUCGGCAACACAGACUACAUGUGCACAUGUCCCUUCAAUCGGACUGGUCAGAACUGCACCGAGGCAGUGUGCCCGGGAACUCCGACGGAGUGUAGCGGUCGAGGUAUAUGUGUACCUGAUGGCACGACACCCAAGUGCAACUGUAGCGACGGCUUCUUUGGCAACAACUGUGAAUCCCAGGUGCCUCCAUGUGGAAUACCGCUCGUCCCUCGUAUCUUUGGCGGAGCACCUGACCAAGCGACAGAAAAUCCUUGGAAUGUGAAAAUCGUCCAAACUGUUACUAAUGAUGUCUUCUGCAGUGGUACCAUCAUUGACCUUGACUGGGUUGUUUUCGAUGGAUAUUGUGCCGCGUUUUGUGGUGGCGCUUGUCACGUCUUGUUGGGAGACGGGGCGGUAGUAGAGCAAGUGAGAAACAUGUCUAACGUCCAAGUCCACCCGGACGCCAAGUUCAACACAAGUAUACAAACCUUGUUCGCUGUUGGGUCUGCUGAUCCUGAAAAUGUUCUCCCUUACAACGUGGCUCUGGCCCGGCUUUCGGCUCCUAUUAAUCCUGCCGUAGGGGUGAACCGCGUGUGCCCACCAGCUGACGUCUACAGCACAUUCCGUGCUCCCAGGAACUGCAAAGUUUCAGGGUUUGGCCAACAGACCCAAAUAAAUGAAACGCUCUUCUCAAACGCUUCAACCGUGGUCCGCCAGGUUCUUGACGCCGUCAUCCUUGAUGACAGUGUGUGCUCCUUUAUAAGAAACAGAUCUCAACCGGCAACAACUCAUUGCGGCUUUUCAACAUCUGGCGCCUUGGUCUGCAAUGGGGACAACGGUGCUGCUGUGGUGUGCCAGAACGUAACUUCGGGCGAAUGGACGAUCGAGGGAACUGUAUCUUACCUGCCCGAUAACACGGCCAAUACCUGCGCUCGCACUUUCGUCUACACUGAUAUGAAUGCGUUCAUGCGUGGCAACUUCCGUAUCAUCUUUGCAUCCAAGAUGAAGGUCGCCCUUACCGUCGCUGUUUGUGUUCUUGUGGUUAUCACUCAGCGUGGACAUUCCUUUGUGUUCAGAUCACCAUGUGAGAUCCAGAAGCACACCUGCUAUGAUGCGAGCCAGUGUCCAACAGGCACCCAGUUCCUGGAAUCCCUAUGCUUUGACAACAAAAUAUGUUGUAUUGGAGUCAAAGCGUGUUCCCCUGACUCGUGCAUUAACGGAACAUGCAUCCAGAACACGUGUACCUGUCACGCUGGUUUCUCUGGAGCUAACUGCGACGUCGACGCAUGUGCAGGUAAUGGACUCUGCCAGAAUGGGGGUGUAUGUCAACGUAAUAACACUGAGCCGAAGUACUCGUGCGUCUGUGCCCCAGGUUACCAUGGCCUAAACUGCGAGGUUGACGCUUGUGCUGGGAAUGGACCAUGCUUGAAUGGAGGACCGUGUAACCGCCAGGUAGAUGCGCCAUAUUACACGUGCGCUUGUCCCCUGGGAUUCACUGGAGCAAAUUGUGACAUUAUUGAUGUCGUACCCCCGUGUGGAAUGCCUGUAACUUCACGUAUCGUCGGCGCAUCCCCGACGAGGCAUCCCAGAAUCCUUGGCUUGUCAAAGUCGUUCAUGCUGCUGGAUUCGUUCUCUGCAGCGGUGUCAUCAUCGACAGGGAAUGGAUUGCCGUGGACGGAUUCUGCGUUGCACUGUAGUUGUGAUGGGAUGUGUAACGUCGUGGUGGGAGACUACGAUGGAGCUACUGUUGAAGCUGAAGAACAAGUACGGAGUCUGACCAACUACAGCAUCCAUCCCAAUGCUAACUUCAACGACCUCGCUUCGUUCGGUAUUGUCACCGCAUCGGACCCAGAUUUUGGUUUGGCUUACAACGUGGCCAUUGCACGCCUUUCUUCGCCUAUUACGUUUUCGAACAGAAUCAACCGUGUGUGUCCACCGUCGGAUCUGUACAAUGUAUUCCGUGCACCCAGGACCUGUGUGAUAGCAGGGUAUGGAAAACAAAAUACGGAGGUCUGUAACCCGAGUCCAUGUGGAAACCAUGGGUCCUGUUCGUACGAUUCCAAUGCAGCAGGAUACACAUGCUCAUGCCGAGAUUUCUAUUCUGGUCCAAACUGCGAAAGUACGUAA
Haliotis rubra (blacklip abalone) is the source of this 2517-nucleotide messenger RNA. RefSeq names its product neurogenic locus notch homolog protein 1-like. Lineage: Eukaryota; Metazoa; Mollusca; Gastropoda; Lepetellida; Haliotidae. The transcript has 20 exons. Bases 1 to 2517 code for a protein of 838 amino acids. Gene Ontology annotation, molecular function: calcium ion binding; serine-type endopeptidase activity. Gene Ontology annotation, biological process: proteolysis. The record is from RefSeq and is a predicted model, not a curated record.